AAGAAAUUAGUAAUAUGAAAAAGAAAAUUAAAAAUUAAAAAUUUACUUUUGUAUAUUUUAGGAAAAAGAAAAUAAUAAAAGUUGAAAGAUAAAAAACAAGGAAAGGGACAAGCUGUGGCUUGACUGAACCCUCUUCCCCGCGUCGACGCCCUCUCUCCUUCAUCUUCUUCGCUCUCUCUCUCUCUAUCUCUUUCUGUCUGUCUGUCUGUCUGUCUGUGCAGCCCUGAGUUUGACCGGUUUUCGAACCGUCAACCCAUCGCCGAUCCUUUUCGUCAAUUCUCGGUCAGAUUCAGAGUUUCUGCGUGAUUCGUCGUGUUUGUGUUAGCUCUGUCUUGCUGUUUAAGAAAUGGUGGGUUCUGACUGUUCAACUGGGUUACCCUCGGUGUCACAUCCGGCGACGAAUUAUGGUGUUACGAAACCGAUUUCUCUUGCUGGGCCAACGGAUGCUGAUAUUCACCGCAAUAUCGAACUGGAGAAGUUCUUGGUUGACUCGGGGCUUUACGAAAGUAAAGAAGAAGCUGCUAAAAGAGAAGAAGUUCUGGGCCGCAUUGACCAGAUUGUUAAAAAUUGGGUCAAGCAAUUAACCCUCCUAAGAGGGUACACAGAGCAGAUGGUGGAGGAUGCAAAUGCUGUAAUUUUUACUUUUGGGUCUUACCGUCUUGGGGUACAUGGACCAGGAAGUGACAUAGACACUUUGUGUGUUGGACCAUCGUACGUGAAUAGAGAAGACUUCUUCAUCAUCUUGCAUGAUAUAUUGGCUGAAAUGGAAGAGGUUACCGAUCUUCAACCAGUUCCUGAUGCUCAUGUUCCAGUAAUGAGAUUCAAAUUUCUGGGAAUAUCAAUUGAUCUUCUGUAUGCGAGUAUUUCCCUACUGGUUGUCCCGGAAGACCUGGACAUCUCUCAUGGAUCUGUGUUGUAUAAUGUUGAUGAACAAACUGUUCGAAGCCUUAAUGGAUGCAGAGUUGCAGAUCAAAUUCUAAGACUUGUUCCAAACGUUGGGCAUUUCCGCACGACACUUAGAUGCUUGAAGUUUUGGGCCAAAAGACGUGGUGUAUAUUCAAAUGUCACUGGGUUCCUUGGAGGUGUAAAUUGGGCACUUUUGGUUGCUCAGGUAUGCCAGCUUUACCCCAACGCAAUUCCAAGCAUGCUAGUUUCUCGUUUCUUCAGAGUGUACACCCAGUGGCGUUGGCCAAAUCCUGUAAUGCUAUGUUCAAUAGAAGAGAAUGAACUUGGAUUUCCUGUUUGGGAUCCUCGUAGAAAUCCUCGUGAUCGAUUUCAUCUUAUGCCAAUAAUAACUCCAGCUUACCCUUGCAUGAACUCUAGCUAUAAUGUCUCAACUAGUACUCUUCGUGUUAUGAUGGAACAAUUCUGCUAUGGUAAUAACAUCUGUGAGGAGAUUGACUUGAGCAAAGCCCAGUGGAGUGCUUUGUUUGAGCCAUAUUUAUUUUUCGAGACAUACAAAAACUAUCUACAGGUGGAUAUAAUUGCAGCAGAUGCCGACGAUUUGCUAGCUUGGAAGGGAUGGGUAGAAUCUCGCUUUAGACAGCUUACCUUAAAGAUAGAGAGGGACACCAGGGGGAUGCUGCAGUGCCAUCCCUAUCCUAUUGAGUAUUCUGACACGUCCAAGCCAUGUUCUCACUGUGCUUUUUUCAUGGGCUUGCAGAGAAAAGAGGGACUAAGAGGCCAAGGAGGCCAGCAGUUUGACAUACGGGGAACAGUUGAUGAGUUCAGGCAAGAGAUAAACAUGUAUGCCUUUUGGAAGCCAGGGAUGGACAUCUAUGUUUCUCAUGUACGGAGGAAGCAACUGCCCACCUUUGUUUUUCCUGACGGACACAAGCGAGCAAAGCCAUCCAGGCAUGAAGGACAACAAGCUGACACAGUUUGUGCUGAUAUGCUUCAAGAUCAAUCCGGGAUCACUGAAAAGGGGAAAAAAAGGAAAAGUGAUCAUGAAGAAGAAGAGAAGGAAAAGAAACAAGCCUUUAUCAGUCAACCAGCAGAACAAUCCCCCAUGCCUGAAUUUAUUGGUGGUGAACCUGAUGGAAAAUUGCCAAGUUCGAAAUUUGCUAAUGCAGAUUGUCAUUUGGAGGCUUGGUCAUCUUUUGAACAGCCUGACAGCAGAACUGAUACCAAUGGAAAUGGCACAGAUAUUUCAACUUUGACGAAGGAGACUGGUUCUACAGGGGAUGAGGUAGGGCUACUAGCUAAAGAAAUGGGAGGAUCUUCCUUGAGGAAGGGGGUGCCCGAUCUAUAUAAAGCAUCCGAGGAAGCUUUACAUAUUCGAACGAAUGGGGAAAAUGUCGAGGGGUUAGCACCAAGUAUGAAUGGAAGUGCGCAGACAGUAGCUAUCAGGACUCUUCUCGAUUGGACAAAGGAUGUCGUGAGGAUUGACUCCAAAUCAGGAAAUACAUUUGGUGAAAUGACAGGGGGUGAGAGUACCCAAGUUGACUUUCAACCAAAUUGCAAUACACAUAACCUUAGUUGCAAGGGCAAUGAUAGCAGGACAGAUCCAGAUUUGGCGUUGGAUAAUGGUUCUGUUGUGACUGGAAGAGUGUCUCAAAAUGGUCAAUCUAAAGUGUUGGAGCCGAAGAUCAGCAAUCAGGCAGUCACCGAAUGGAGUUAAUCAGAAUCUAAGCAAAAUUCUGGUAAAAAAGAGUCUUGGGGGAUCUGGCUACAAGCAUCCUUUGAACAGACUGAAUCUGAACCUCAAGACAUGGCAUGCGAAGGGGAAGUACUGGAUGCUGGAUGGGUUGUGAGGUCAGGAGCUGACCAUCAUUUGAGUAGUGCCGAGGAGGGGAAUAGCAUCAAAUUCAAUGGCAUGCUUUCUCCUAUCACAAGCUUCUGGAGGACUGCAUUGGCGUAGAAUACGCAGAACUUCUUUCAUCGAAGGUCGUAUUUCAGGUAACAUGCUCGUACAAAUUAGACCAAGUUUGAACAUAGUAGUCAUCUCUUCCAAAUUGCAUGGGUUUUUUAUUUCCUCAUCAAGGGAUUCAAUAAUAGGCUUUCCCUCACUAUAUUGCUGCCAUGCCCAUUCUGCUAGGCUUGUGUGCUCAUCUCCACUGUUAGGUUCCCUUCCUGUUGUAAGUUCCAGGAGUACAACCCCAUAGCUAUAGACAUCAAUCUUCUCGUUUACUUUCGUGGUGUAGGCAUACUCUGCAAAUAGAGGUCAUGGAAAUUUGUCAAACCUAUAUUUUAGAAACGCUAUGAAAAUAGCAUGUUUAGUAUAGUCAGUAAUGGUCAUGGAGAUGGAAUCCCCUCUAGUUUGGCUAAGAAAAGAAAAAUCUAAAUAUUUCAUUUAGAUCCCCUUUAGGUGCUUUGGGGUCUCCCCUUUUAUUUCAUUUAUUCAACGAUAUGUUUCUAUUCUAAAAAACAAUAAUAAAUAAAUAAUAUAAAUAUUCAAAACAGUGCCAUUUUUGUUUUACAGAGAUUUGCUAAAGCAAGAAAUAGCUUGGCAGGCAGGCCUCUACGAAUGAAAACUAGAAGUGAUGUGGAUUCAUAUGAUUUAUGAUGAUAAUCUUGGAUGAACUUACCUGCGGCUAUUAUAUAAUUUAUGAUACUUAAAUUCUUUGUAUUUUCCAAGGAUGUUAUGGUAUGAACUUACCUGGGGCUAUGUAGCCAAAUGAUCCUGCUAUUGCAGAGAUGGUGUGGGGCUCUCCCUGACUGGCGAGCAUCUUGGCCAACCCAAAAUCUGCUAUCUUUGCCUGGAACUCGCAGUCUAAUAAGAUAUUACUUGACUUCACAUCUCGAUGAAUGAUUGGUGGAGAGCAAUCAUGGUGCAUAUAACUGAGGCCCUGUGCAGCUCCAAUAGCAAUCUGCAACCUCCGUGGCCAGUCUAAGACAGAUUGCUCAAGAAAAUUCAUUGCAGCAGCUGUUAACCUUUUCUUCUUUUUAUGAAGCCACCUAUCUAGGCUCUGAUUUUCCAAGUAUUCAUAGACUAAAAGCUUUGAAUUCUCAUUCCAGACGCAGCAUAGCAGCUUCACUAUAUUUGAAUGCCGAAUUGAGCCUAGUAUUUGAACUUCUGCUUGAAAUUCUUUCUCAAGUUUUUUAUCUAACUUAUUGUUACUCCAAAUCCUUUUGACAGCUACAUAAUAACCAGCAUGGUUGAUGUCUAUGCAGUACACUUUUCCGGAUCCACCACUUCCAAUCAGAUUGGUUUCUAUCAAGUUUGACAAGAUAUUCGUCUCUGUGAACUCCAAUCUCUGGAAUGAAGUUAGCUUCCAUGUGUCGGGGUGGCAUCUUUCAUCCUUUUUGCAAUAACUUUUAUAUAGGAUGAUAAUCCAUAGUAAAGCAAUUACGAGCAAGGUAAUGGUGAGAACUAGAAUGAGGGAAAGAUAUUUAAAGGACUGAUAUUUUGAAUCUCUUUGUCUAGAAUAACAGCUUGGGAGGUCAAGUACACCGAUGGCAGUACACAGUUUGGGGUUGUUCAAGAAACUUCUUCCAUAUGCUAUAUUCUCGUACUCAUCUGGGAUUUUCCCUGAAAGCUGGUUGGAAGACAAGUUGAGGGAAGCAAGUCUUAGGUGGCCAAUUUCAGGUGGGAUUUCACCUGUGAAGUUAUUACCUGAUAAAUCCAGGUAAAGGAGGUUAGGAAGAGAACCAAAAGCUGCAGGAAUAUGGCCUGAAAUUUUAUUUCUAGAGAGAUUUAGAGUAUUCAAUGAUUCCCACGAACCAAUUGUCGUUGGAAGUUGGCCUGAGAGUUGAUUACCACUCAAUACAAGUGUGGUAAGAUGAGGAAGACUUGCCAAUCCAUCAGGGAACUUACCAGAAAGCAGAUUGUUGCUUGCCUCAAACACAAUCAAGUUUCGCCAAGCUGACACAUUUUGAGGAAUUUGACCCCAAAAUUUGUUGUCAUUUAUUGCCAGUCUCGAGAGAUUCCAAGACAAGCUAUCUGGUAACUCACCUGAGAAUGAGUUUCCAUCUAACAUUAUGCUUGAUAGAUUGAAAGUAGUCCAAAGACCUGGAGGAAUUUCACCAGAAAAGUUGUUGUUAGAAAGCUGGACUGUACGUAAAGUCCUACAAUUGCCAAGCCCUUUCGGCAAUUUGCCACUAAGGUUGUUGGAAAAGGCAACUACUCCCUGUAAGACGCCAUUUUUACAGAGAUGUUCAGGCAAGGAACCGUUUAGUUUAUUCAUUGAAACCUCCAAUGCUUCCAGAUUUGAGUGCAGACCCAAUUCUUGUGGCAAGGCCCCAGUUAGGCUGUUGUUGAAUACACGAAAACCUUUCAGUUCAGGUAUGAGGCCUAGACUUCCUGGAAUCUCUCCAGACAAGUGAUUUGCAAACAAGUUCAAGACCUGCAACUUUUUUAACUUCCCAAAAUCUUCAGGGAUCGUGCCGCUUAAAUUGUUCGCUGAGAGGUCAACAUUGAGUAAAUUUGAUGCUCGAAUCGACUUGGGUAUUUCUCCGGACAAUCGGUUUUGGUAGAGAAAUAAGUUGUUUAAAUUCUGCAAAGAGAACAACCCAGCAGGAAUAGAACCUAUCAAGUUGUUACUGGAUAAAUCCAAGUGUUCAAGGCUUAAAAGUUCCGAUAAGCUUUCUGGGAUUUCACCUAUCAAAUUGGACUUUGUCAUCCACAUAUAUUUCAACUUCUUCAGUUUCCUGAAAUCUUCUGGUAUUGGCGAUGGGACAAGCAAAGUGUUAUACGCCAUGCUCAAUACUUCAAGAUUAGACAAGUUGGCAAUUUCAGCUGGCAAUGUGCCAUUGCAUUGAGUUCUGUAAAUUUUUAAAGUUCUCAAAUCUGACAAUUUCCCUAGAGCUGCCGGAAAAUCGCCCGAGAAGUUGUUUGCGCUAAGGUCCAUGUACUGUAGAGUUUGAAGCCGGUCUACAUCUUGGGGUAUUGAACCCACAAAAUAGUUUCCUGAAAGAUCAAGAUAUUUGAGCUUGGAACAGUUGUAUAAAACUUCUGGGAACUCACCAGGGAUAUAGUUCCAUGAAAGAUCAAGCACAGUGAGAUUUUGCAGGUUACAUAUGACAGUUGGGACUUUCCCAGUGAUAUUCUUGUUCCUCAGAGAGAUUCCAAUGACUGUGCCGUCUCUACAGAUGAUCUCCGGCCAAUCACAGGGCAAGGACGAGGCAUUCCAUAACCAAAGAGAGGAUGGAUUCCCCCAUUGUUCUUUGAGAUCAAGCAAGAUGGCCUGGUCGACAUUGACAGGUUGUGAACUUGCAUGGAAUUGUAUGUAGAUGAAGUAGAAGAGAAAAAUAGAGUUACAGAAUGAGAAAGAUGGAGAACUGUAUGUGAAAGUAGAUGCCUUGGAUUCAUGUAGUUAACAUCUACUCUUAAAGGCAGUCAAAGCUUGGGGUGGUUUGUUCUUACACGGCACAGCCAAAUUCCAAAAGCUGGUAACUAUAUUCAUGUUCUUUACCAAACUCACGAAUGGUUUUGACAUGAUUGUUACUUUAUAGAUAUGGAUAUAUAUUCAUUUCCUCAGUUCAUGAACA
Messenger RNA from Cucumis melo (muskmelon), 6429 nucleotides. Its product is annotated as nuclear poly(A) polymerase 4. Gene Ontology annotation, cellular component: nucleus. The transcript has 16 exons. The record is from RefSeq and is a predicted model, not a curated record. Lineage: Eukaryota; Viridiplantae; Streptophyta; Magnoliopsida; Cucurbitales; Cucurbitaceae. Gene Ontology annotation, molecular function: RNA binding; poly(A) RNA polymerase activity. Bases 347 to 2620 code for a protein of 757 amino acids.